AUGGUUGAUCGACUUGUAAAUAGCGAGGUGAACGCGCGACGAGUGGCGAACGUCGAGCAAUGCUUCGGUAAAAUGGGCGAGCCGCUGAAGCAAUUCGGACGCGUUCUCGUCGGCGAAGGUGUGCUCGUCAAAAUGUGUCGAAAGAAGCCGAAACAGCGGCAAUUCUUCUUGUUCAAUGAUAUUCUCGUCUAUGGAAAUAUUGUGAUAUCAAAGAAAAGAUACAACAAGCAGCGGAUAAUUCGUCUAGAAGGCGUUCAGUUGGAAGAUCUCGACGAUGAGGGCGCGCUGAAGAACGGCUGGAUCAUCAAGACGCCGGCGAAAUCGUUUGCGGUGUACGCGGCGACGGCGACCGAAAAGAAGGAAUGGAUGCUUCAUAUUCAGCGGUGUGUUUCGGAUUUGCUGGAAAAAGGCAACAAGCGGCCGGCGACGGAGCACGCGGCGGUUUGGAUUCCUGACGGAGAGGCCAACAAGUGUAUGGAGUGUGGUCGGACGCAGUUCAAUUUGGUUCAGCGACGACAUCAUUGCCGAAAUUGCGGACGAGUUGUGUGCGCCGCGUGCUCGUCGAAAUCGUUCCGAAUCGACAAUUUGAACAAGAAACCGGUUCGAGUGUGCGAUACGUGUUUUGCUCGUCUCAAUUCUGGCCAAGCGUCAAACUUCAAAGAGCAUCCGAAUCAUGGUGAAUCGUCGUCGGAGAGCGACGAUGAGGGCGGUUCCAACAAAUCGGCGGACAGCCGGCCGACGUUCUACCGAGAAGACGUGUCAUCUUGA
Molecule: messenger RNA, 768 nt
Organism: Caenorhabditis bovis
Lineage: Eukaryota; Metazoa; Nematoda; Chromadorea; Rhabditida; Rhabditidae
Source: the annotation of a GenBank genome assembly